Molecule: messenger RNA, 974 nt
Organism: Phoenix dactylifera (date palm)
Lineage: Eukaryota; Viridiplantae; Streptophyta; Magnoliopsida; Arecales; Arecaceae
Product: AP-1 complex subunit sigma-1-like
Biological process (GO): intracellular protein transport; vesicle-mediated transport
Cellular component (GO): AP-1 adaptor complex; membrane coat
Molecular function (GO): clathrin-cargo adaptor activity
Source: RefSeq, a predicted model, not a curated record
UGGAUGUAGCCAAGCAAGCCAUAUAUAUCCUGAAUGUAGCCAAGCAAGCCAUAUUAUAAAGAGUUACUUCAAGGAAUCCGAAGAUCUCUUUCGCGUGUUUCCCAAGGGAAAAAAGUUCCGGUCCGUCGGUAGAUGGAAACAUCAAGGCAAAAUUAUUUCGAAGCCCCAACCGGGACAGUUAAUUAUUUUCUAGAUCCGCCAUUUAUUUACGUUGCGAACUUGAAUCGAACGGUUGCGUCUUAUCUCAGUCCACUCUCGUUCCACCGUUUACGAAGUUCCCUGCGUCGGGAAAAUGAUCCACUUCGUCCUUCUAAUUAGCCGACAAGGAAAAGUGAGGCUGACAAAGUGGUAUUCUCCAUAUUCACAGAAGGAAAGAUCCAAGGUCAUCCGAGAGCUUGGCAGAAUCAUUCUCACAAGGGCACCAAAGCUCUGCAAUUUUGUUGAAUGGAGAGGGUACAAAGUUGUAUACAGAAGAUAUGCCAGCCUUUACUUCUGUGCGUGCAUUGAUCCAGAUGACAACGAACUGGAGAUCCUCGAGAUCAUUCAUCAUUAUGUUGAGAUAUUGGACCGUUAUUUUGGCAGUGUUUGUGAGCUGGAUUUGAUAUUCAAUUUCCACAAGGCAUAUUAUAUACUGGAUGAGAUUCUGAUUGCCGGUGAACUUCAAGAGUCAAGCAAGAAAAAUGUUGCACGGCUUGUAGCUGCACAGGAUGCACUGGUGGAAACAGCAAAAGAACAGACUGGUUCGACAAGCAAUAUGAUUGCACAGGCUACCAAGUAGACAAUCUUAUGGUUUUGUGAUGUUCGAAUUUUUGCACCCUUUCUCACCUCAUUUAAAUGGGACACAUUUGUGUUGCCUCUAUAUUUCAUGUUUUGUGCUAUUUUUUUUAUUUCUGUUCUUUUUUUUUUUUUUUGCCUGGCAUGUUUGAAGUAACAAUUAUGUUAUUUCAUUAAUUCUUCUUAUCAUUUAUCUCGAA